UGUAUAGCUCAUUAAUUUAUAACCAAUUGUUUACCUUUAUUUCAAGUUUUUUUAAUAAUUUUAUUUUAACUUAAUGAUUGAUAAUGUAUAAACAAAAAUCUAACAUUAUGAAGUGGAAUGGUAAAGCAGUGCAGUGUUAUUAUGAUAUUCCUUCACAAGGAGAAAAGAGAAAAUAUUUUCUCGCAUUCAUCAAAAAUGAAGUCAAUUAUAAUGUUGGCGAAUUUGCAAUUCUUUCUAAUAACAAUUAUGACCCAUUUUCUAAAAAGAUUUGUGCCUUGAAAUGUUUAUUUGAAGAAGCAAAUGAUUACAAAGCUGUAGCAGUAGUUUAUCCACAAGCUACUGAAUUCAGAAAUCAUUUCCUUUCAUUGGGCAUUGAGUAUGAUCAUUAUAACGAGGUUGUUUUAGGUUCAACAGAAGAGAUCAUAAACUUGGAAAAUAUCCUAUACAAAUGUAGAGUUAUUCAUGGCUAUAAGAAUGAUACAGUUAAAGAAUCUAUAGAUUCUAGUAAUUUGAAUAGAGAUAAAUAUUUCUUGUGCAGAUAUAGGAUAUCUCUGAGUGACGAAUUGGUGCCACUUUUCGAUGAUACAAUUAAAAAUGAUAUUAUUAUUGAGGAGACAACAGUAAAAAAAGAUACACCGCUCAAAACUCCUUCUAGACAAAUUAUGAGUGCCAGUAGAAGCAUAGGUGCAAAAAAAAAUUAUUUAGAGUCAACUGAAAAUAAUGAGGAGAAUAAAAGUAAAACUCCUCAAGUAUCUCAAGUUAGAAGAAACUUGAACAGCUCUUUCAAUGAUUCCUUAUCACAAGAUGAAAAGAGUUGUUUAAACUACUCUAUUGUUGAACAAGAUAAUGAUAACUUGAAAAUAAAAUUGAGAGUUUCCAAUGGCAAAGUUCUGUCAAAAAUUCCUUCAAGCCAGCCAGUAGUUUUAAUAGAUAAUAAGGUAGAAUCUACUCCUUCAAAAAAGAAGAAUGUCAUAUACGAGUUAAAAAGUCCUAAUUUCAGGACAUUGUUGAAAAAAUCAGAAAUUACUGAACAAAAAUACGAGUAUAAAUCUGCAGAGAAAAUUCUCAGUGAAAUGGUUGAGGAUAUGAAGCUAAAAGAUAAAACUCCUGUUAAAUUGAGUCCAAGAAAACUUCGUAGACUGACAAGACCGCUGUACAAUGAAAAUUAUAGUGAUACUGAUUCUGAUGAUUUCUCUUCAAAGAGAAAAGUGGCUAGAAACAGAAGGGCAAAGGAUGAGUAUUCAAAUACACCAUCUAGUGUAAGAAGAUCAACAAGGGUACGAAAAUGUGGCUUAAGUCAAGAUUUCGAAUAUCUUAUGGACGUUGGUAGUGAGAAGAACAAUAAUUCGGCAAGAAAGCAAAAAAUGGAAAAAAGUAUAGCUGUAAAUGAUUCAGACGAUGAAGUUCCAAAAUCAGCUAAAAGAAAUAAGAGGAAAAUCGAUAAUCACAUAACAGACACACCUUCAUCAAAAUCCACAAAAGUAGUACAGGAAUUAAGUGAUUCCAAUGUGAUUAAAAUUGACGAAUCCAGUGAUUCAGAUUUGAAUGAAGAAGUAAAGAAACCGAUUAACAGAAGAAGGAAGAUUAAAAAUGGUCUCACAAGCACUCCUUCAAGAAAAUCUAGGGAAAUAAUUGAGAUAUCAGAUUACGAUGAGGAAGUGACAAAAUCGACAAAUAAAAAGGUUAGAGAUUAUGGUUUCAGUACACCUUCUACAAGAUCAUUGAAAAAUGUUAAAACACCUAGAGGCACACCCAAGACUCCCAAAAUGGCUAAAGGGACUCCUUUGAAGUUGAUACGAAACGGAACUUUGACACCAUCUGUUGAUCAGAGGUUAAAAGUUGUGGAAAAAUGCGCCACCCCAUUGUUGCAAGCGCGAAAUACGCUACAUGUCUCUUAUGUGCCGAAACUGCUUCCUUGUAGGGAGAAAGAGUACAUGGAUGUUUACAAUUUCAUUGAGGGAAAACUAAGGGAGAGGUGUGGAGGAUGUAUGUACAUAUCCGGAGUUCCAGGUACAGGGAAAACUGCCACUGUAACUACAGCUAUAGCAAAUAUUACGGAAUAUUGGAAAAGCAAGGGAUAUGGCAAUUUCAAUUAUGUUUGUAUAAACGGCAUGAAAGUUACAGAGCCCAGGCAAUGUUAUGUAGAGAUUCUCAAACAACUUACCGGCAAAAGAGUACCAUGGGAACAGGCCUUAACAAUGUUGGAGAAGCAAUUCACAACUAAAUCAGCUAAAAAAGUUGUACCAACUGUUCUUCUGAUAGAUGAGCUGGAUAUUCUUUGUACCAAGCGUCAGGAUGUUGUUUAUAAUUUGUUAGAUUGGCCAACAAAAACCAAUGCUCAGCUUAUAGUAGUUACUAUUGCCAACACUAUGGAUCUUCCCGAAAGAUUAUUAAUGAGUAGAGUGACGAGCCGUUUAGGUUUAACCAGAUUGACUUUCCAAGCGUACAAUCAUAAACAAUUACAAGAAAUUGUUGUUGACCGUUUGGCAGGAAAUGAAAGUUUUAGGGCUGAUGCUAUUCAGUUUGUGGCCAGGAAAGUGGCUUCAGUUUCUGGAGACGCCAGAAGAGCUCUAGAUAUCUGCAGACGUUCUGCUGAAAUUGCAGAAUUGGAGGGGCCCAACACACAAGUCUCGAUGCAGCAUGUUAAUUCUGCUUUGGAGGCCAUGAUAACACAACCCAAAGUUAAGGCCAUUUUGCACUGCAGCACUUUGGAGAAACUUCUUUUGAAAGCUGUUAUUGCCGAGGUUGAAAGAACUGGAUUAGAAGAAACAGUGUUUGAGGAUGUGUGUACAACUUUGAACUCGCUUGCAACACUAGAAGGUUUCAAAAUGGUCAGUCUCUCUUUAGUAUCUUCUGCAGUUUAUAGACUGACUUCCUGCCGGUUAUUGUUGUCUGAUCAGGAUAGCGUUGGUCUUGACCAAAGAAUUUUAUUGAAUGUUAGUUCCGAUGAUGUCUAUUAUGCAUUGAAAAAAGACUGAUGUUAUAAUGCGGUUUUUAUAUAGAUUGAACAAUUUCGUAUUUUUUAAGAGUAUGUGUUAAUAAUUUAUUAAUGAAAAAGUGAUCUAAGACUAAUUAAGAUUUGUUAAGUUUUAAAGUCAAAAUUUAAUUAAGUCAGUAGUUGCGGUUAUUUUAAAGUUAAUUUUGUUGAACAGCCUGAGUUUAGUGGCUGCGAUAUUAUAAAAUAAGUGAUCGAAAAUUUUAUUUUGUCGAUUCAUGAUUACUUAUUUAUUUACGACUUAUUAGUUGAAUUUUUAUGAGUUUUGUUUGUCUAUUAUUUUGACUUGAAUUCUAGGUUUACUACCUCAUGUAAUUAAUAAUUAGCACUGUCUUUAUUGGCAUUCAUGAAAUGUGUCUUAUACGUAUUAAGAUAAACUGAAUCUUCUCAAUUUUGCAAUAACAUAUCAUUUUUAAUUUUUAUUUACACACAAAAACUAUUUUUUAGCACUGUUUCCCGUUUUUUAUAAAAUCUUUGGAAUUAAAAUAAAAAAAAAACUGAA
Messenger RNA from Harmonia axyridis, 3497 nucleotides. It is a transcript of the gene Orc1, whose product is annotated as origin recognition complex subunit 1. Bases 84 to 2978 code for a protein of 964 amino acids. The transcript is spliced from 9 exons. NCBI's taxonomy places the organism in Eukaryota, Metazoa, Arthropoda, Insecta, Coleoptera, Coccinellidae. The record is from RefSeq and is a predicted model, not a curated record. Gene Ontology annotation, biological process: mitotic DNA replication checkpoint signaling; DNA replication initiation. Gene Ontology annotation, cellular component: nuclear origin of replication recognition complex. Gene Ontology annotation, molecular function: ATP hydrolysis activity; DNA replication origin binding; chromatin binding.